CCCUCUUCAAGCAGAUUGUGCGCAUGCGUGGACCGGUUUGCCUACUGACAGGAGUCACGACGCCGAAGAGGAAGAGUUGACUGAGAUUGGUGGUGAAAGGAGCGACAUAACCUCGGGACUCUUGGACGUCAAAGAGCCGAGGAUUAACUUUGUGCACCGGAGGAAACGACGAGUCUGUGUGUUAACUAUUGAGUGAGUUUGAGUGGAGAAAGAAGAUGGGUGAAGUGUCGGUGGACUCGAGCACACUUUGUCUAUUUGACGUUGACGGCACUCUGACGGCUCCAAGACAGCCUAUAACUCCUGGGAUGUCCACGUUCAUUGAUAAGUUGAAGACUCGGGUUCGUGUCGGGGUGGUCGGUGGGUCCGACCUCUGUAAAAUCAAAGAGCAACUUGGAGAUGACGUCAUCCAGAAGGUGGACUACGUGUUUGCAGAAAACGGUCUCGUGGCCUACAAGGGCGGACAGUUACUUUCUGUUCAGUCCAUCCAGGCCCACAUGGGAGAAGACCUACUACAAGAAUUUAUCAACUUCUGUCUCAACUACAUGGCCAAGAUUAAACUGCCCAAGAAGAGGGGCACAUUCGUUGAAUUUCGCAACGGCAUGUUGAACAUUUCCCCCAUCGGACGCAGUUGCACGCAUGAGGAAAGGAAAGAGUUCUACGAGCUGGACCAGAAAGAAAAAAUCCGCGAGAAGUUUGUGUCCGUUUUAAAGGAGCGCUUCAGUGAAAAGGGAUUGUCGUUCUCAAUCGGAGGGCAGAUCAGCUUUGACGUGUUCCCGAAUGGUUGGGAUAAAAGAUACUGUCUGGGGAUCGUCAAGGACGACAAGUAUUCCACCAUUCACUUCUUUGGGGACAAAACUAAGCCUGGAGGAAAUGACUACGAGAUCUACAGUGACCCUCGCACCAUUGGCCAUGAAGUCUCCAGUCCGGAGGAAACACAACGCCUUUGCCAGGAGCUUUUCUUUUCGUAAGCAAGAAAAGUCCACUGCAAAAAAGAGAAGCUGCUUACGUUGACUUAAAGGUGUGCUACUGAAGGUAAUAUUUUAAAUAACAUUCGGUGCUAAAAACACUAAGUGGCUGCAGGUACAGUGACACGGGGGGUUUGGGGGGGUACUGUUACGUCCAGUGGUUCAGGAUAUUAUUUGUUUACUUUUUGGGUGUUUUUCCAGAUUUUUUUGGGCUUCACUUUCUGUUUUCUGCUCUUAUUUUGGUUCCUACCAAAUAUUUGCUAUUACUGGCUAUAAUGCAACCAUGAUUAGAAAACUAUAUCAAUUGUGAAUCACAUGUUAAUUAGGUAACUAUUCAAUAGGAUUAUGUGGUGUUGCUGUAUAGAUAGACCUUGAGGACUCUUUCUGGGGCAUCAAAUGGAUUAAAUGUGUGUUUUUAAAAGGUACAAGCCGCACUACAACAACCUUUUACAGACUUAAAAGUAAAUCCACUAUUAAAUAAAAAUGACAAAUAAACAUUACGACCUGAGACAGUGAAGGCAAUGAAAGCAAUUAAGUUAUUUGCUUUAUGGUACAUAUCCAAGACUAAUAACAUUUUUAUCCUCUGCUACUAAGUCUUUUGGGUUAGUAUUUUGUUUUAUGAAAAUAAUAAUGACAAAGCUGGCCUAGAAUGGUUUGCUUUUUUUACACAUUUAAGUGCUUAUGGUCCUACUAUUAUACAGUAAGUCGCUAAUGAUGAAGACCUCCAUGUAAACUGUCGUCUGUUCAUAGUUUUAAAUCCCAUUUAAUUUGUGGCAUGAUUAAAAAAUGACUGGAAAAGCCGCCAA
Molecule: messenger RNA, 1771 nt
Organism: Nerophis ophidion (straightnose pipefish)
Lineage: Eukaryota; Metazoa; Chordata; Actinopteri; Syngnathiformes; Syngnathidae
Gene: pmm2
Product: phosphomannomutase 2
Exons: 8
Coding region: 216-968 (250 amino acids)
Biological process (GO): GDP-mannose biosynthetic process; mannose metabolic process; protein N-linked glycosylation
Cellular component (GO): cytosol
Molecular function (GO): phosphomannomutase activity
Source: RefSeq, a predicted model, not a curated record